UGACCAGCUUCUGGGUGAUGUCCUUGCAGAGUCAAAUAUGGCUUAUGUGGAUGACAGCAGGCGUGACACUCCAUCAACGUCCAGCUCUUGUAUUGUGAUCCAUGAGAACAUUGUAAGUCUUUUGACCACCAUGAUGACUCGGGAGAUAAUGAAUGAUUUAUCUGGCGGGCCAGAGGAGGUCUCUGGUCACAGGUCACCCAGCAGAGGCUUUACAGCUAGGACCAGUGGAGCCAGUGAUCGCGAUGCAGUGGGGGACUACACAGUUACUGUCUGCACAGAGGGAGUGGACAAAACCAGUGUGUGCUCUGAGGGAAAGGAUUACUUUUCACUAGUCGGUAUAGUGCUGGUACAGCUGAUGAGGAAGAUUGAACCCAGUACUGAGCACAUGGUUGAUUUCACAGCCUUCCACAGUGACCUCACUGAAAAGAUCCUCUCAGAGUUUUGCUCUACAUCAGGCCUCUCGAGAAACGAAGCGUAUCCACAAUCUAUCAAGACUCAGAAGAUAUGCAAGAAAAUGUACAAGGACCUUUUGAAAAGCUUUAUCUCCAAAGACAUGGUUCAUAAGCUGUUAGUUUACCGGCUUCCAGUUUUCAGUACAGUACUGACCAAAUCUUUGGUGAAAGAGCUUCUUCAGUUGAACCACAAGGGGGACGCUGAGAGAGGACAUGGAGGCAAAAUCUUAAACUUCCUUCCGAAAUUUAGACUCAGCAGAAGGCUCCUUGCAGCUUUCAAGAAGAGGUCUGUCAACAUCAAGGUAAAGCAGUUUACUCUAUUCUUCUACUUUGAUAACAACAACAAUAAUAAUAAUAGUCAUCAUCAUAAUCACAAUUGGUUUGCAUUUAUUUUCAGAAUUCCAUGAUGAACUUUCACAAUCGCCACAAAGUUCAGCCAAUGUCUGCAGAGGUCACAGAUAAUGAGACAUCCUUUAGUGAAGAUGAGGGUCAGUCUUCUAGAGGAGGUCUUUUUUUCACACAGGGAUUUUAAGAAUUCCUUAUAAUCCCUUAUCCCUUUUAUUUAACAUUCCCAGAUAUGUUAAAUAACAUCUUAAUUCAAUCCUUAUAGGCUGGUAGAUAGCAUAGUAUAGUUAGUUACCAUUUCUUUGCCUUUUUAAUUCAUUUCCCUCCCUCUUUGUACUACAGGUCAGACACCUCAGUGCCACCAGACUGCAUCCUCCUCAUGUGAGGGAGAAUCCCACAACAACCACUUUCUCCCCAGUGUGCUAAAGACCCUCGCCAAAGGCCUGCACAAGUCGCAUAGGACUCCCACACCCGCAUAGACAGCACAGAUCUAUACAUUGUCCUGGAGCCUUUAUUAGAGACUAGGAUAAAUUGCAAUAGCUUUAAAUUAACCUUUACAUUACAUUUCUUUUCAGAUAAUGUCAAUUUCAAAGUUGAUCAGGUAAUUCUUUGAUUUAAUUAAAUGCAGAAGAGCCAAGGCAUGCAGUUUAUGUAUGCAGCGAAUGUAUGCACCGUCAUAUUUUCUAAAUGUUAUAAAUUCAAUGUUGUGGGGAAUUCCUUCCUGUCUUUCUAGGUAUUGUACAUCUAUCUUUGUUACUUAGCCAGUCAAUCCAAAUUGAUAUCCACAACUCGGUUUUGGCAAUAUGAGACAAAAUAACGCCCAUUGCAUUGUGAGUAUGCUCAAUAACUAAGAGCACAGACGAGUGCAUAGCAUGGCCACAAGGGGACGUCAUAAGUCUCGUUGUAAACUGAGACAAACUGAUCAGUGUCUGUAUAGAAGCUUCAUUUCUAUAGAACGGAAGGGCAUGGAGCCACGCCGCGCACCUCUAUAAACAGUCAACGGUGCCUAUAGACAAACACAGGUGCAUGCAUUAAUGAGUGAUAAUAAUAAUAAUAAUAAUACAUCACAUGUAUAUAGCGCUUUUCAUAGUUCUCAAAGACGCUUAAUAAUGAUGUUCACAAGAGUAGAUAGUUUUGCAAACUUGGAGUGUAUCACCUCCUUUAAAACUGCUAUGCUCUACCAAUAUUCUCUGCUGGACCAGAGUGACCCUGUCACAAGGGUCAUGUAAAAUGUUCCUACAGUAUCUUGAUCCACAUUCCACAGACAUGUAAUGGACAGACAGGUGAUGAUCUCAUUUCAAGUUUUUCUCGUGUGAUUUUAGCCAACAGCAUCUCAUCGGCCAGUUGAAAACAGCUUAAGAAUGAAUUGGGUGAAGUCUGUCCUUACCGGCGGUGUUGUAGCCAUUUCUGUGGAAAUACGUUUUGUAAAGAUUGUAAUUGAAUAAUAAUUGUAGAUUGAUAAUUUAAGAUUGAAUGAUAUUUAUGAGAACUAAGAAGAAAAUGUGUAAUGUAGAAAUGAAAAUAUUGCUAGUUGACCAGUGACGCUAAGAAUAACGUAAUUUGAUUGGCUGUUUGAUUUGAUAUGCAAGAACAAGAAACACCGCAAAGCAGUUAGAAGCCAUUGGACCUUGGAGCAACACAGUCUUCUUACCUACACCUAAUGCCAGUUAACUUGUUAGAAAAGUAUUAUCCUGAAUUUUUUACUGUAUUAAUUAAAUCAUUUUAAGCAAACUUACAAAAGAAGAAUUUCGGAUUACAGACUUUUAUUUCUGGACUUUUUCUGUCGAGUACGAAAGAACUUUGAGGUCCUAAGAUCAGUCAGAUAGGCUGUACCCACAGGCGGUGUUAUCAGGGGACAGAGCCACAACUCAGAGCUCAAAAGCGGUUGCUGUUCAACUUCUUUGGUCUCUCAGUCAACACAUCACGGCAACAUGAACAUUGGACAAACCAUCAUCAGCAUAUCCACAGCCCUAUUGAUGUAUGUCAUCAGUCAGCUCUCUGCGGCUCCUGUGACAGAACUUUGUGAGGGGAAAGUGCAACUAGACGGACACUGCGAGUUUAAACUGCAACCCAGCAUUACUGACCUACUGACUGAUCCAACCUGUGAAGUACAAGUGAUUAUUGAGAAUACUGUAAGGGCUAUAUAUGAGAAGGGGAAGGUGCCUGCCAACUUGUCAUCACCAGUCCUGAAAGCCACGAUGCACAAUUUCACUUUGAGAAACUGCCCCAAUUCCGUCACACUGGAUGUAGACUGCCCACUCAGACAAAAGGUCCGAAGAAAAGUAGACUGCCAUUGUGUCUAUUCUGCUCCAGUCCAGUCCAUCAACUCCACUGCCACACCUCUAACCACAGUAUCGAAGGCAAACAUCACCAACAGUGUUGCUAUUGGUCUUGGUCUUGUUGGUGUCGUUGCCAUUGCCUUGAUCAUCUUCAAAUACAGAAAGGAGAUUGUUGCCUUCAUGAAGAAAAACAACACAGGCACAUCAAAAAGCUGCUCCACUGACGGUCGUGGUGCUGUAGAAAUGAUGCUCGGACACGAUGCUCAAGCCUGACCUGCAGUGAUGUUAAUGUAAUGAAAUGAACAGUCCUAGCUCUGUAAAUGGGAAACAAAUGUAUGGCUCAAACCAAGCAAUACACGAUUGAACACAUUACUUCAAUAGCACUGAAGGAAAGGGAGUAAUUUGAUUGGCUAUUGCACUCAAAUAUCAACACACUUUUGCCAGAAUUGCAGACUGUUCCUUUAACACAUCUAGUAUGUUUUAAUGGUUAAAAUGAAGUGGUCCUGUAAUGUUAAGGUAAUGAUAUGCUAUUCUGAGGUGGAGGUGUCCAAGGAUUGCUAUAACAAGCAGUCAUCUUUCCAUUUAGUCCCUCAAUGUUCUGGUGCUAACUGUUACAUACGGGUCCUCAUUUCCUGUUUCUGGAUGGAUACAAAUCUUAUUGAUAAUGGAAACUUAAAGGAAGGGGUUUAAGGGCCGCUUCAUAAAGCACACUAGUGACAACGCAUGUGCAUCCAGCUCCAACGAACACCUUUCUGGUCCGCCGAGUACGCCAGAAAAGACUCCCAAGAUCAAUCAUGUCUGUUCCAAACCUGUCAUAUUGGGUACAGACUACUGUACUGUCCAUUCUAUCAAUAUUUAUGCAGAGUAUUUAUGUGAGUACAUCAGUGUUUGAUGAAAAGUAUUUCUAUGGUCUAUUUUACUGAUUAUGGGGAUGAAUCUGUGGGGACUUUUUAACAGAGAGGCAGGCCAAAGGUUUCUUGGAGAUGUGCUCCUGCAGGGAGUCAAUUCCCAGCAUCCAGUAUAGAAGCAAGGAAAUGGCUAAAGUAACAUUACAGUGUUCUAGUUUAAACACCAGUCAGCCAUGGGGAGGUUACAGUGGGGUGAUGGCGGUGAUGUGACUCCUGUUUCGGGUUUUGUAAGAUUGUUCUCCUGUGUGCCUGUCCUUUCUAUCAAGAGCUGUGAGAUAUAUUUAAGCAUUAAAUAUAUAUUAAAAUAUUAUAUAUUUAUUAUAAAUGUAAGUUUAUAUUUAUUUUUGGAUAAUUGUAUUUUGUUAUUAAAUGAUUUCGUUAAAAUAUUUAAGGACUCAUUGUUUUUUUGAAGGAGUGCCAAGUGCACUGAGAAUGAGGAGAGUAAACACUGUUAACACAGACUGUAAACACAAUCAAUACAUACGUCUGUAGAAAGUGCAACAUAUUUGUCCCUUAAAAAACACGAAAAACAAUCCUCACAUUGUUCAAAGGUCUUAUAGACAUUACAGAUGCUAAUGUGCUCGGCCAAACCCCUUUCAGACCCUCACUUCUUUGACAUCCCCUUCUGGGAUUUAAAAUGUCACUGCCAGGCAACAUGCCAAUCCGCGACUUCCGUUCGAAAGUGUCAUCAGAUAACGUGAUCUAGGUUAUUUAAGGUCAUUUCCACUUGCUACUGUUUCAUUCAAAGGCAUGGGCUCAUAUGUGGGGUGAUCUAUGCAGAUCCACUGAUUGGACAAUUUUAUGUAGUAGCAUAAUGAUAGCAUAAUGAUGCCUGAGUCAGCUGAUGCCCAAGAGUGUUGUGGUGCUGUGUAACGUAAUGGACUAUUAGCAGAUGAGAAAGUUUACAUAUACGUACACGUACUGUAUAUACAUUAACUUUAUACAACACAGGCUACCACAGCCCCUGCUCAUGUACAACUGCACCACUCUUCUGGGAUAUCAAAUGUCACUGCCAGGCAACAUUCCAAAUUGCGCCUUCCGUUUGAAAGUGUCGUCAGAUAUCGUGAUCUAGGUUGUUUACCUUGGCAAGCAUGACGUCAUUUCCACUUGCUACUAUUUUCUUAAAAGGGCAUGAGCUCAUAUGUGGGGUGAUCGCUGCAGAUCCACUGAUUGGGCAAGUUCAUGUAGCAGUGAACAUAAGACACAGUCAGGUGAUGCCCAAGAGUGUUGUGCUGUGUAACAUAAUGGACUAUUAGCAGAUGAGAAAGUUUACAUAUGUCAUAUUGGGUACAGACUACUGUACUGUCCAUUCUUUCAAUAUUUAAGCAGAGUAUUUAUGUGCGUUUAUAUUUGUAUUUUGUUGAAUCAUUUAAUACAAAUCUUAACAGACUGUAAUUGUUUUGUUUUAAUGUAGUGCCAAGCUAAUGUGCUCUGCCAAACCCCUUACAGACACUCACUACUUAGGCAUCCCCUUCAGGGAUAUCAAAUGUCACUGCCAGGCAACAUGCCAAACCUCCGUCAGAUAACGUGAUCUAGGUUAACUUGCUACUAUUUUCAUGAGCUCAUAUGUGGGGUGAUCUCUACAGUUCCACUGAUUGGACAAUUUCAUGUAGUAGUAAACACAAGACACAGUCAGGUGAUGCCCAAGAGUGUUGGGCUGUGUAACAUAAUGGACUAUUAGCAGAUGAGAAAGAAUACAUAUAAGCAUUAUAGGUCCAAUACAAAUAUUUCUUGUGUAUGUAUGUGUGUAUAUAAAGAAAAAGAGAGAGAGAUUGAUAUAGAUAGAUAAUGCAAUAAAAUACAAUUAUUUAUUGUAAUGCGAAGGUGGCUCUUCCAGUGGCUUGAACAUAUUUGCAAUCAAAUGUUCUUAACAUACUUGUCACAACACAACCUGCAAGACGAUGCCUAAGAUGGUGCCUCUAAGCUAUGUUGAGUCAUUCAGCAUAAAAGGGCAACGCCAACUAUCUUAACUUAGUAUAUUAGUUAACUUAGUUGCUUAACUAUAUUAAGAGCUCUACCGCUUAUUCUGUGUUCAUGUACCCAGGUUUGUCACUUCCUCUUGCCUCAUUCACAAAAAAACUCCCUCACACUCCUGGAAAACUCAAGAAAUGUUUCGACAAGACAGUGAGAGACCACAGACUU
This is a messenger RNA of Clupea harengus (Atlantic herring), 6126 nucleotides long. RefSeq lists its product as uncharacterized. The record is from RefSeq and is a predicted model, not a curated record. The transcript is spliced from 7 exons. NCBI's taxonomy places the organism in Eukaryota, Metazoa, Chordata, Actinopteri, Clupeiformes, Clupeidae. Bases 2729 to 3349 code for a protein of 206 amino acids.